AAACGCUCAGGGUUGCAGCAGAACAUCCCCCUUCGUCUUACCCCCCCUCCAUCGUUUCGCUGUUUUUUAAGAAAAUCUCACGCAUCAUCCAUUUUCACUCUUAUUAUUACCUAUUUUUUCCGAACUGCACUUUUUUUUCUUGCGGCCAGUUGCAUGCAUUGUUCGUCUCCCAAAAUGGUUUGCGAGACUAAAAUUGUUGCGGAUGAACACGAUGCUAUACAUGGGACCAAAAAAGAGUCGAUCCUGUGGAGCUCUCCUCCGUCCAGCGCGCCUCUAAACCCGGCCGAGGCUAAGGAUGUGAGGAAAGAUGUGGUUUUUAUCCGCGAGUUUGAACGCGGGGAUCAAGAGGAGGUGCGCCGAAUCUUUUACGAAGGUAUUAUGGAGAGGAUACCCAACACAGCGUUUAGGGGGCUCUGGCAGCAGCCCAAGACCCAGUUUUUAUAUGCUCUUCUGACAAUAAUGUGCUUUUACAUGACCAAAUCCGUCAUGCUGACCUGCUGUGCACCCCUCAUUCUCAUGGGUGCACGCUACUACUACAGCAGGAAAGUUAUCCAGAACUAUCUGGACUGUGCUCUGCACACGGACAUGGCUGACAUAGAUGCUUAUUACAUGAAACCCACAGGUUCCUGCUUCUGGGUGGCAGUGCUCGAUGGUCGUGUGGUGGGCAUUGUGGCGGCGCAGGGGCAUGAGGAUGAGAACACAGUGGAGCUGCGGCGGAUGUCGGUGGACUCCCGCUACCGCGGCAAAGGCAUUGCGAAGGCACUGGGCCGUCGCGUCCUGGAGUAUGCCAUGCGCAACAAUUACGCCGGCGUGGUCCUCGGCACAACGGCUGUCAAGCUGGCCGCCCACAAGCUGUAUGAGUCACUGGGUUUCCGCAGAACGGGCCAGAGCGAAGACUACCGGCUACCCGGGAUGAGCCGCUCGCCGCUGGAGAGGCUCUUCUUCCAGAUCCGCCAUACCCGCUAUCGCCUGCAGCUUCCCCUCCUACCUCCCAUUCAUGAAUCUGUCUGCAACCCUGGGCUAGACCAUGCACCCUCCAUUUGAACCCUGCAUAGCCUCCGCUGACCUUUGACCUAUCCUGCCCAAGUUUCCAUCCAUUCCCAGCCCCUCUCUGCAUGUGCCACAGAGCCUUGCUGCACUGCUUUUACUACUCCAUUUGAAGCUUGUUGCAUCAGCUGUAGACCCCGCCCCUAAUCUGAUGUCAUCUAGGCAGUGUGGCGCUGCCAGGACUGGCUGGAGCCAAAUUGCACAUGAUGUAUGGCUGUAUGGGCGUGAUGCUAAGGAGUCAGACAGUGAGGGAGAAAAUGCCUCUGUGUGUGUGUGUUUGUGUGUGUUUAGAGUUGGUGCAGACACUCACCAAAUGCAGCACUGCCUGGAUGACAUUAUGCCUGCCAGCCAACCAACUGUAGAAUGCAAAAGCAAUGCAAGUGUGGCAUGCCUCUGUACCCGGUGUGUGUACGGUGCCUGCCCUGGAAAAGUGUAGAAAAAAGUGAAUUGAUUUUAUAUAUAUAUAUAUAUAUAUAUAUAAAUAUAUAUAUACACUGCAUAUAUGAAAAAAGAAAAUAAGCUUCUUCUUUAAUAUGAACAUAUAGAAAAAAUGUGUUUCUUUCUUCAAGAAAAAAAAAAAGAAAAAGAAAACUUGUACCAUUUGCAUGAAAUGUGUCUUUGAAUGCAAAUAUAACUUUUAGAGGAGAAACUCCUAGCACAUGGAUUACAGUGGAACCAUAGACUUGUAUUAUUAUUUUUUUAAAUAAUGUUUUACGUUCUCAUGACAAGGGUGUAAAAUUAAUACCAGCCACAAGCCAGUGCUCAGAAACCUUCACAAGGUAACAGUCUAGAAAUUGCAUCUGAAUCUAAAAGCCUUGCUGAAUUUGAAAGUAUUUGGAUUAAUCUGAUAGUGGCUGGCGGUCGAAUAGGGUUAGUUUCUUUCAUUAAUCGGAGUGGGAGUGAAGGAAUAUGAUUGGAAGUGUCUUUUUCUUGUGGUAAGGUUCACUAGAUUUUCACUGAGCAUUUGACAAACAAUGCAGAAAAAGGAAAAACUGUCCCUUGCCAAGUUUAUCCUAAAGAAAACAAGUCAGAUGUUUGGACUUUAACUGUCCUCAAUGCCUAACAUGCAUACCUGUUUUCUUCUGCCUCACAAUCAAAGCCUGGACAUCAGGUCCUAUGAUACUAAGACUUCUUCCCCUUAACUCCUUUAGUUUGAGCCAUGAGAAGUGACAGUUGUAGAGGAGGCUCAGCCACUGGUAUGCUUUUAUCGUUUAAACAGAGCCAAUUCAAAAAAAUCCAGAUGAGACACUACAGAGUAAAAACAAGGCACAAAAGCACUGAAAGCAUCAAACAGUUCUGUUUUCAGAUGGUUUCACUGGGCCGACAUGUGGAGGUUGCCUCACACCACCUUGAUGCAUCUGCUUUGAACUUGGUUGUUGCUGGAGAGUCAAAAAGGGAGCCACACUUUAUUUUUGUCAUGUUUCUGGAGCAACAGCUACCAAGGAACUUCACGUGAAAUUGGGGGAACAGGAUGCAGUUAGAACCAAUUACAGAAGGAACACCAAUAACGAAGGGUCAGACUAAUGAUUCGGAGUUCUUCACAGAAAACACAGUGGUUAUCCCUGUCAGUGUAUUCAGGCCCUUACUGCAUGGCUCAGCCUCGUUUGAGGUUGACAGUGGGAAUUGGGCCUUCCUGAAUUGGUCUAUUGACACCCCCCCCCCCCCCCCCCCCCAAAAAAAAAAAAAAAACAAAACAAAAAAAACCCUGUUUAGAUCUUGUGGAGGAAUGUGAAGUCUGUUGAUUCUGAGCCAUUUCUGCUGCUGCCAAUCUCAGUUUCUGCCUGAUGAAAUUUUCUAAAGCUCCUUCAUGUAUUUUGGGAGAAAUUAUUAUCCAUAUUGGUACAUAUUCUAAACAAAAGACAACAAUAUUCAAAAUGCCUUUGCCAAGGCCUUAUGCACUGGAAUCAAACGCUGGAGUUUAAAUAUCUUGUGGACUGCAUGACUCGAGGUAGUUAAGGGUUGACUUUGAAUUGUAAAGGUAAAGUGCACUGACUAAAAUGCAUUUAUUAUUAGUCUGAGCAAUGUCUGUUUUCUACUUAAUGUGAAUGCUAUGCCCUGUGAAGCCUGACCUCCGUAAAACUGGUAGUGCAUACUUAACGUUAGAAUGUAGAAACUGUAUGCAACGUCUACCAGAGUGUAUAUUUAGUUACACACCGUUCCUAUGAAGUAUUCUGCUGAUGUACAAUCCAAAAACCAAUCUCACACCUUUUCUGUUUGGUUUCCUGUGAUUUGUUUGAGUGCGAGUGUGCAUUUCCUACUGGUUGAGGUUCGAGAGGGUAUGCUGCAUGGACGCCUCUCCUGCCGGAGAAGUCUCUUUUAGUACAGAGGGCUUUAAAUCCAAAAAUGAUCAUCCGAUGCUCUUCUCUGAUGGAUAAAACAGAGGCACAUCUUCAGCUUUUUUUUUUUUUUUUUAAAUUAAGUGGCCGCUUCAUGUUCAGACUGGGUAAAAUAGCUAAACAGUUUAACUAUCAGAAUCUGUCAUGAUUUUCAUCCAGUUUAUCUACUGCUAAAGGAGUAUAGGUUUGAAAACUGCACAAAUGUACAGAUCCUGUGGGUGUGUUGUGUUACUCUGAUGGUGUGUGUCCAUGCUCAGCAGCCUUGUGGGCGAACAUUCAAAGGCAUGAAUGUAAACUACCAACAUUUUAGGUUUUUAAGUCCUUUUUUUUCCUGGUUGCUUUUUGAAUGUGAAAAACAGUGUAAAGAAAAGAAAAGGUUAAAAGAGCUAUCAGUUCUUUCAUUAGAUGACUCAACUGCUACAUUAGACGUUAGGCUUUUUCGUGAGAUUGUAAAUAGCUGCAUCUCUCCCUACUGCUUAUGUAUUAUUUACUGCAGCCCAUCAUCUUUGCUGGUUUUAACCAGUCCCGACGGAGUUCAUUUUUGUCUCGGAAAAUGGAUGUCGCCUGGACUGUUCCACCUGAUGAGGAGGGCGAGGGAGGAAUGUGCCACAUUGGCAGU
Messenger RNA from Archocentrus centrarchus (flier cichlid), 4002 nucleotides. It is a transcript of the gene aspnat, whose product is annotated as N-acetyltransferase 8-like. The transcript has 4 exons. Gene Ontology annotation, molecular function: L-aspartate N-acetyltransferase activity. The record is from RefSeq and is a predicted model, not a curated record. Lineage: Eukaryota; Metazoa; Chordata; Actinopteri; Cichliformes; Cichlidae. Bases 154 to 1044 code for a protein of 296 amino acids. Gene Ontology annotation, cellular component: mitochondrial membrane.